GUCCUCUCUCCCUACUCCCAUGUUGAUUGAUGCAACACCACUCACGCACUCACUCACUCAGUUACACCUACACACACACACACAGAGGCAAGAAAGUCACGGCACACACACACAUACAGUGAUAUAUCAGGUAGUGAGUUGGCGUGCAUGGCAUCGUUGGCCCCCUCUUGCCCGCCCAGCAUGUAGGUAUCUGUGUUGUUUGGUUGGCCAUGGCUGUACAUCCAUCAGGUAAGCUAUCCUUUACAAACCUUUACAAAGUACAGCAAGGCAUCCAGAAUGAAGCAGCCGAAAUGACGAACCCGACAAACACUCGAUCCCAUCCAUGUGCAAACAAACAGGUGGGUAGGCAGCUGGGUACCAUGGGCUGGUUGGUGGCUAAAAGAGCGGGCAGACAGUGACACCGUCGCUCGACGAUCUGCUGUGUGUGUGUAUGUGAAUGCGUGUGCAGGCACUGCACAGCUAUGACACCCAUCUGUGUCGGUUAGGUGCGUCUCUCUCUGCUGACAGGUCGAUCCGACAAAACUAGGACGAGCUGACUCACGAGGGACUAGUUGUACGCAGGCAUAAAGUAUAUAUCACUGCACACACAGCACACAAUACACGCCACACCCUGACCUGCGUCAACCGACAGACAGGCAGACAGACGCGAUGGUCGGGGGUCAGGCCGCCUUCUCUCUCUCUCUCUCUCUCUCUCUCCCCCGCAAAAAUGGCUCAUUCCGCCAUUCCCGACUAGCCCGCCGAUUCACUCAUUGACUCAAUCAAAGCGACAAGUGUAUAAAGCAACCCACUAUGUAUCUGUCGAUGCCACCUCUAUGCAGUCAUGCAAAGGCAAACAAGAUCGAUCGAUGAACAUAAUUGAUUGAUAGGCAACGACCGACACUCACUCACUCACUCACACACUCCUCUCGCCCACCCCUCUUAUCUCCUCUCCCCCCUCAUGGACGCGUCCACACGUUCCAUCAUGCCAUUCUUUCAUGGAUCAAUCCGCUCCAUCGCCGACACAAAAGUGCCGCACUCGCUCGUUAAUUCGGCCCCGCUGCCGCAGCUGGCACCUCUCCUGCUCUCUCCCUGGGACUGAGCCGUGCCAUUAUUGCCACUGACCAACCCCGAUGGAAGUGACGGCAUUCGGUCGGGCAGCGACAGAUCAGGAGGGCCAUCGGUCCGCGGCCGGGGGACCGCUGGGGACGGCACGAACUCAUCCUCAUCUCCGUCUUGGUCUUUGCCGUCGGUUUGCUGCCUUACCGCCUCUUGGUCGCCAUCGCCGUCCAGUUCGUGUGGGAGAGAGAGCUGGUAUGGGUGCUGCUGGGAGUGGGCCGCCACUGCUGUCGGCAGCAUUCGAUAGGCACCUGCAUACAAAAGGAUCGAGCGAUGCGACACAUCUGCCAUCUACAGUUGUUUCUCGUGGGGUCACCUCACUCCUUCUCUGACUUACCCAUGUCGACCUCUCCAUCUGCCGCGCCACAGAGUGGCGUGCUGUGGUGCGACCAGUCCCCUCUCGAGUAAUACCCACCAUCACCGCCACGACCCCGCACCAGAGGCCUCUCCGGCCCGUUCGCAGGCGACAUCUCGAUGAACGACACCCCACUAGUGGCCAGCGACCCCGCAUCGACCUCCUGCGCCGACCCGACUGCCAGCAUGUUGCCACGGCAAUGGCCGUUGCUGUCGCCCUCGCCACCGUCCACCACACGAGAGAGCGCGUCAUGGGGCAGGGAGGUUGCGCGGGAGGGUGCGCUGGCGUCGUCUUCAUCGAACUCCUGCCCGUUGGUGAUGCUGCGUUGCGAGGGUGAGAUGGCCAUGAUGCCGAUGUCGGCUGCCGCCGUGUUGGCGAGGCACAUGCCACAGACGAGGGAGAGCCGGGUCGCGGCGGCGUGGGAUGACCUCAGGGAACGAGGGUCACGCUCUCUGACCUGGUAGGGUGAGAUCGAUGAGGCAUGGCACAUGUAAUGCAUUGAGUGCAUUCAGUGUUUCGUCUCACCAUGGCCGAUUCGAUGUUGAGGGCGUACGCCGCGUGGAAGCGGAUCAGCGUGGCCACACGGGCAGACAAUCCGCCGAUCACCUGAAAGAGGGAGUGAAGGCCGGGUGCACGGCCGAAACAGACAGAGGGUGGGUCCAUCAGAACACCCACCCACACGGUGCCCCUUCUCCCUUUCUCGUGGCUCACCUGUGCGGCCUCCUUGAGGCGUGCCUCGGUGGUGCUGCACGCCACACAUCCCCUGGCCGAUCCCGCCCCGCCGGUCUCCCACUGCAGGGCCUCGGCGCUCGAUGUCGUGCGGCGCGACGACACCUCCAUAUACCGCUGCAGAGCUGCCCGGGCGUCCCUGAACCAAACGGGAUGUGUCAAUCCAUGUGUGUGUGCGUAUGUAUCUUUCUUGCUCACUUGGGCACUGAGCCGACCAACACGUCUAACUCGUCCUUCAGCCGCCCUCUGCAAUCAAACAAAAAGCAGGGACGCAUUGAACGGCCGAGACCUGCUUCUGUCUGUCUGUGCGUGCCAGGCAGCCAGCCAGCCACUUACCUUUCGCUGUCCAUAUACUCCAUAUCCCUCACACGAGUCUGCAACGAUUCACAAAGACACGCAACGCCAACUUUUGCCCGCUGCUUUUCUUUAUCUGGUGGUCAGCAGCGCACCGCGCAGAAGGGGCAGUCCUCCGGCCGGAAGUCGCCUAUCUGGGACACAGCGAACGGCAGCCUCGAAGUUUUGAGUUGUGCCUCCUCCUCGGCGGACAAGGCGCCGCCCAUUGUAGACAGACAGAUGAAGGCAGGCCUCCUCACCACUGAACCUCUGCCCUCCCCUGCAGCGCACACACUAAGGUCUUUCACCCCUCUCGAGGCUAAGC
Vitrella brassicaformis is the source of this 2837-nucleotide messenger RNA. The record is from the annotation of a GenBank genome assembly. Lineage: Eukaryota; Vitrellaceae.